AUGGCUGAAGGCGUGGAAAAUGCAGUAGCAAUAUGUUGUUUUUUGACACCAAAAUAUCAAGAUAGUGUCGCAUGUAAAGAUGAAUUAAUAUAUGCAAUAGAACAACGCAUAUGUAUUAUCCCAAUACUUGUAGUACCAAAUUGGAAACCAAAAGGUUGGUUAGGUUUUAGUAUAGAAGGACAUAAAUGGACUGCUUUUUGGGAUACCGAUACAAAUAUGGAUUUAAGAAUCCAACAGUUAGCUGCUGAAAGUCAAUUGUUAGUUGGAGAUAAACUCGAUUGUUUUCAAGGUGCCAAACCGUUGGAUUUUGGUUCACAGGCAAACGACGAAGUAGCAGAGCAAGAUGAAAUAUUUGCUUUGCCAGAAUCUGAAGAACAAGAUUUUGAUCCAAAUUCUUAUUAUCGUUUAGCAACAGAAUGGCAAAGUCCUAAUAAAUCUCUUGGUGUUGUUAGUGAUGGUAAAAAUAACAAUCAGCUUAUACUUGCUGAAACUGAUAAUUAUAGUGAGCAACAUUGGAAAAUAACACGAGUGUGA
Molecule: messenger RNA, 534 nt
Organism: Rotaria sp. Silwood2
Lineage: Eukaryota; Metazoa; Rotifera; Eurotatoria; Philodinida; Philodinidae
Source: the annotation of a GenBank genome assembly